CGCUGUGGAAAGAUGCGAUCAGCGACGAGAGGAGGCUUUUCCUUAAUUGCUCAUUUCAGUAACAGAGGCUAAAGCAACGCGACAAAUCAGACCUCUGCGGUGUGCCCUGGUUUGAAGCGUGAAGCUCAGCUACACCGACCUCAACGUUUACUCAAGAAAUGCCCCUGUUUUAAGGAGACGACGCAGAUCUUAGCCGGCGGUUUUGGCUCGAGGUAAGCGAGAGCUCCAGUAUGUCCAAGCGGCGCUCGUCGGAGAGGGGGGCUGGAGAGACAUCAGGCAGGGCCAGCAAGCUGCAAUGUCCUGGGAUAUCCGGCAGUAAUGCCAAGAGAGCUGGCCCCUUCGUGCUUGGGCCUCGCCUGGGCAACUCUCCAGUACCAAGUAUAGUGCAGUGUCUGGCCAGGAAAGAUGGCACGGAUGACUUCUAUCAGCUCAAAAUCCUGACACUGGAGGAGCGAGUGGACUCGAAAGGGGAAACUCAGGAGGAGAGACAAGGAAAGAUGCUGCUGCACACAGAAUAUUCUCUUCUUUCUCUGCUACACAACCAGGAUGGAGUGGUCCACCACCACGGCCUCUUCCAGGACCGAGCCUAUGAAAUUGUGGAGGACAUGGAGUCCAACAAAGUACGGAAGAUGAAGAAGCGGAUCUGCCUUGUGUUGGACUGCCUGUGUGCUCAUGAUUUCAGCGACAAGACAGCAGAUCUAAUAAACCUCCAGCAUUAUGUUAUAAAGGAGAAGCGGCUUAGCGAGCGAGAGGCCAUCGUCAUCUUCUACGACGUGGUGCGUGUGGUGGAGGCACUCCAUAAGAAAAACAUUGUGCACAGAGACCUCAAGCUGGGAAACAUGGUGCUGAACAAACGGACUCACCGUAUCACCAUCACCAACUUCUGCCUGGGGAAACACCUGGUGAGCGAAGACGACCUGCUCAAGGACCAGAGAGGAAGUCCUGCCUACAUCAGUCCAGAUGUAUUAAGUGGUCGGCCAUAUCGUGGCAAACCCAGUGACAUGUGGGCCCUUGGAGUCGUUCUCUUCACCAUGUUGUAUGGCCAGUUUCCUUUUUAUGACAGCAUACCUCAAGAACUCUUCCGAAAGAUCAAGGCUGCAGAGUACUCUAUCCCAGAGGACGGUCGUGUGUCAGAGAACACAGUGUGCCUCAUUCGAAAGCUGCUCGUACUGGAUCCUCAGCAAAGGCUGACUGCAGGAGAAGUGCUGGAGUCACUCAGUGGCAUCAUCGCCUCAUGGCAGUCUGUUUCCUCAAUGAAUGGCCCACUACAGGUGGUUCCAGAUAUUGAUGAUCAGGUCAAUAACCCAGAACAUCUGCAAGAGGCCAAGGCAAUCGAAGAGUCUUCACAGUACGAGUUUGAGAACUACAUGCGCCAGCAGCUGCUGCUGGCAGAAGAGAAGAACACUAUCCACGAAGCCAAGAGCUUUCUCACCAAGCGCCAGUUUGGCAGCAUCCCACCUGUAAGGCGUUUGGGCCACGACGCCCAGCCUGUCAGCACGCUAGAUGCUGCCAUCUUAGCCCAACGUUUCCUCCGGAAAUAGCCCCCCGACCCACUCACUCAAGCCUCUCUGGCCCAACCACGAAGUAAGGACACCUGCACAGACCAGAGAGGACUGAGGUGGAAAAGCCCCAAAAGUGAACUGGCAUACAGGAGGCUCUGCAUGAGCUGGCAAACCGACAACCCCAUACGUGGGGUUCUGCAGGCUGGGGUAGAGCAGACAUAAGGUGGGCAUCAGAACAACUUUCCAACUCAGAGCUCCUCUCCCCCUGUAGGGAUCCACCAUACACAUGGAAAGGCCUUGAGGGAACUCUGAAGCGAAGGCUCCUUGCCCUUAGGUUGUCCACUUCAAGUUCUUACUGUGCAACCAAACCCGGUGGCACAGUUGCACAGGGCGUAACACAAAGGUCAACAAGGCUCUGCCUGCAGUGUUGAAGAAACUAUAAUCCCCCGUCCUCUUCCUCCUCCAUCUUUGAGAUCUUCCUACUGUAACAGCCCCACCCCCCCUUUGAUUCUGGGUCCCCUGAGCAAUACAGGUCCAGAAUAAUGUAGCAACCCCCUCUCUCUCCUGAGUGGUUAAAGGUAUUGCCUCUAGUCAGAUUACUUGAUCACAGAUGUCACUUCUGUAUACCUCCAUUCCACCUUCCUUCUCACUCCUUCCUCUGUUUUCCUGUACUGAGAACGGUCCUCAUCUUGUCCAUAACUCUGACUUCAAAUCAAUCUACCUCUUUGUCUCUCUUCUCUGUUGGUAAACGAUGCUCACUGAGACAAGGUAUUGUAACAAUUGAAUUUUGAUGCCACCAGUGACAUAAAGCAUUAAUGUUUUCUGUCAGAGUGAACAUGCUUUGAAACCCCUUUUUUGGUGGUUUCUAAAAAUCUGAAUAAGCUUUUUAUCAUUUACCUGAAUAAGUAGCAUUUUAUCCCUCAAGUUGCAUUGAAGAAAGACCUGAACAUUAAAGCGUGUGAACACACAUCCUUUGAUACCUUUGGGAUGCAUUGUCCCCUGCUUUAGCUCAUCCAUGUGGAAAUCUCUUUUUAGCAUGUAAGCAACUAGCGUGAGAUACCUGGAAGUCACAAUGCCAAGAACUGAAUGGGUAAACCUAUACGAUCCUCCAUGCCAAGGCAUAUUGAUGGUAACUCCUCCGGUGCCGCUAAAACACUGAUCAGGCACCGUUAUGUCUCUGUUGCCAAAAAAUCCUGUCUUAAAUUUACUCUUAGCCAAGGAAACUGGUACUCUCACUCAUUCGGAAUAAUAAAGUGGCUUCCAGGUAUCUUCCCGGUUACUCCUUAUCCAAACAGAUCAUGGGACAAAUGUUUUCAGUAUGAAUGUGAACUGUCAUUUAUCUGGUCUGAUACAUCUGCAGUAUCCACGAGGGUGCAUGGUGUGUGUGUGUGUGUGUUUGUGUCGGCGUGUGUGUGUUUGGACCAGGCAUAAUAAAGAGUCUGUGGAGCCGUCGAGCUGUUAACCCUUUGACGCUCUCUGACACUUUAAGCUUUCCUCCAGUCACCAUGGUGUUCUGUUAUCCGGCCUGCCGUCACUGGCAGACACUGUGAAAACCAGAGCAGGCUCCGCCGCGGCGGGGCUUGACCCGAAUGUUUUUGGGAGUAACACGAAUGCUUUUAAGAUUGGGAAGGAUCACAUAUCGAUUGCCUCUCUUAAGCGCAUCUUGUACAUGCUUGUCUUAUCUCACUAUGUAGGCUCUGUGAGACUAACUGGUGGCUGAUAAUCAAUACUGUAAUAUUUCAUAGUUUAAAAGAAAAACAAUUCAAACUCGCUGAUUUGUAAGUUUGGAUUCUGGGUUUGCUAAGCAUUUUAGAUGGAGUCUUCUAUUAUCACAGCGAUUCUUUAAAUCAUGGCAACGCUACUAACCAGUGACUGUUAGGCAUUUGUACACUGCAUCUUGCCUUUUCGUAUUGGUACCUGCUUUAGGGUCUUUAGACAUCUUCCUAUUUAUAUUCAAACUGAUUGCAUGAACAUAGCCUUUGGAAUUUUUCUGAUAUCUUUACUUGUUCUUUUUUGUUUUUGUUUUUUUUUCUCCCCUUGGAAUUUCAUGUUGAUUUAUUUAUUCACGUGUGUGGACUUCUUCCCCCAAACCACUGGGGCUUGUGUCACAGACAUUGAUUGUAAAACUUUCCUUAAAGUUGUCAGAGACUUGGUGUAACUUUCGCCCGUGAAACAGGCCCCACAGCUGUUUGCUGUCUCAGCUUUAAAACGCAUUGUUCACUCAAAAAGUGCUUCUACUUAAGCCAUCUAAUCUCCAUCCUUUCCACACUCAUUCAUGAAAGAGUAGCAUUUUGUUCUUUUUCCUCUAAAGAUUACUUAAAUAGUUCUUGCCAUUCUGCCGUGACGUUUGUGGUCACCUUAAGCUACACUAAAAUUGAGACUGACUUUUGCAUAGCUCUAUUUUUUAAAGAAAAAAUCUCUCACAUGUUGUCUUGAUUUGUGGGAGGGGGUGUUUGUAGUGUAUUUUGUUCCGCCAUUACCCUCAAAUCCCAACACAAGGCUGCAUUCUCUGGUCAGUAUGUAAAUAAUGUACUAUCAUGACUGCGCCAGUCGUAUUGUAUGUACAGUAGUUCCACCCAGUGACUUACCAACUCUGUUUCAACACAUUUUUGAUCGAUGUGUAUUUUAGGCCACGUUGGCCGUCAAACCACCACAUCUGGAGGCUAAAAUAAUCUGAAAUAAUGAGAGCUGUCAGCUUUCUUGCACCUCAAUGUGAAUUCCAUGGGUAUACAGCAGUAUUGUAGUCGUCUACGUUGUUCAUCAGAAAACAGGUUGCCAUCUGGACUCCGUAGCCCCUCGCUGAACGCUGACAUCAAGUGACUGUCUUUCAAAAGUGUCACACACCAUCUUCCAUGAGACGUGGCUACAGAUUAGUAACUGGAGGUCCGUAAUUGUUGUUAAUUGUCUCUCCGAAUCCAAAAGUGUUUCAUUUUUCGAGCUAGUGGACUGUUCCACGCUGAAUAUUUGUUUUACAGAGUUGUAUCGGUAGACUGCAUUGUGGACUGAAAAGCAUGGACAUUAGUUUGGUGUUAAACUCGAUAGAAAUAAAACAUGUUACUGUUGCAUGAUUUUGAACCUGCAAGGUCCACCAGAGCAAAGUAAAUUAGAUUUUUUUUGUUCACCCCUUUGGGUCAAGAAAAGAACACACCUAGAUCUAAAGGCCAAAUUAUUAGCCCCAACUGAAUCAGUAGAACAACGUUAUUAAUGUUUAUUAUAUAAAUAAAUUAAAUAUACCCUCUUUAAAAAAACAAAACAAAAAAAAACAAUUUUUUUUCACCUGGAGUCUAAAAUUGUCAGCAUAUAUCUGAUGUAUUGCUGCCUGUUCUCACUGGAAACGUGGUGCAGGUUCUGAAAAUGUGGUGGCGUUUAAACCCAAUGGGACAAUGUGUUGUAAGCUGCUUGGUUGGACAUGGGCAUCUAAAUACAGAAAACUGAUUAAUUGUACAGAUUAAAACAUGUUUGUAUAAAAUACAUAUUUUUCUACAUCAUCAGAUCUCUACAUGCAUGUCAGCAAUAAACUUUGAUAU
Molecule: messenger RNA, 5029 nt
Organism: Cololabis saira (Pacific saury)
Lineage: Eukaryota; Metazoa; Chordata; Actinopteri; Beloniformes; Belonidae
Gene: stk40
Product: serine/threonine kinase 40
Exons: 11
Coding region: 231-1541 (436 amino acids)
Biological process (GO): protein phosphorylation
Molecular function (GO): protein kinase activity; ATP binding
Source: RefSeq, a predicted model, not a curated record